AUGAGGCGCUGCGCGGGGGAAGCGGGGCGCCGGGGGAGGAGGCGGCGGGAUGGGAGCAGACGCUGGCGUCGCGCGAGCCUGGGGCCGAGCGGCGCGGUAGAGAGGGCGGCGGCGGCGGCGGCGGCGCGCGCGGAGCCUUGACGUGCUCCUUUCUUUCUUUCUUCUGUGGCCGGGAAACCGGGCAGCAUGAGCGCGCAGACCUGCCGCUGCGGCGGCCGCCCCGGCUCCUCUCCUCCGCGUCUUCUGGCCGCCCGUCGCCGGUGAGGGGAGCGAGCGCGAGGAGGGAAGAUGGGGGCCGUCCUGAGGAGCCUCCUGGCCUGCAGUUUUUGCGUGCUCCUGAGAGCGGCCCCUUUGCUGCUUUAUGCAAACAGACGGGACUUGCGAUUGAUUGACGCUACAAACGGCAAAGAAAACGCCACCAUUGUGGUUGGGGGCCUGGAGGAUGCGGCUGCCGUGGACUUCGUGUUUGGUCAUGGCUUGAUAUACUGGAGUGAUGUCAGCGAAGAAGCCAUUAAAAGGACAGAAUUUAACAAAACUGAGAGUGUACAGAACGUUGUGGUUUCUGGAUUACUGUCCCCUGAUGGGCUGGCCUGUGAUUGGCUUGGAGAAAAACUAUACUGGACAGAUUCUGAAACUAAUCGGAUUGAAGUUUCCAAUUUAGAUGGAUCUUUACGAAAAGUUUUAUUCUGGCAAGAGUUGGAUCAACCCAGAGCUAUUGCCUUAGAUCCUUCAAGUGGGUUCAUGUACUGGACAGACUGGGGAGAAGUGCCAAAGAUAGAACGCGCUGGAAUGGAUGGUUCAAGUCGCUUCGUUAUAAUAAACACUGAAAUUUACUGGCCAAAUGGACUGACUUUGGAUUACGAGGAACAGAAGCUUUAUUGGGCAGAUGCAAAACUGAAUUUCAUCCAUAAAUCAAACCUGGAUGGCACAAAUAGGCAGGCAGUGGUUAAAGGUUCCCUUCCACAUCCUUUUGCCCUGACAUUAUUUGAGGACACUUUGUACUGGACUGACUGGAACACGCACUCCAUCUUGGCUUGCAACAAGCACACUGGCGAGGGGCUGCGUGAAAUCCACGCUAACAUCUUCUCUCCCAUGGAUAUACAUGCCUUCAGCCAGCAGAGGCAGCCAAAUGCUACAAAUCCAUGUGGAAUUGAUAAUGGUGGCUGUUCCCAUUUGUGUUUGAUGUCUCCACACAAGCCUUUCUAUCAGUGUGCUUGCCCAACUGGGGUCAAACUCCUGGAGAAUGGAAGAACCUGCAAAGAUGGUGCCACCGAACUGUUGCUUUUAGCCAGAAGGACAGACUUGAGACGAAUUUCUUUGGAUACCCCAGAUUUUACAGACAUUGUUCUGCAGUUAGAAGACAUCCGGCACGCCAUCGCCAUUGAUUACGAUCCUGUGGAGGGCUAUAUCUACUGGACCGAUGAUGAAGUGAAGGCCAUACGCCGCUCCUUCAUAGAUGGAUCUGGCAGUCAGUUUGUGGUCACUGCUCAGAUUGCCCAUCCUGAUGGCAUUGCUGUUGACUGGGUUGCACGAAAUCUGUACUGGACAGACACUGGCACUGAUCGGAUAGAAGUGACAAGGCUCAAUGGGACCAUGAGGAAGAUCUUGAUUUCAGAGGACUUGGAGGAACCCCGGGCUAUUGUGUUAGAUCCCAUGGCUGGGUACAUGUAUUGGACUGACUGGGGAGAAAUUCCGAAAAUUGAGCGAGCAGCUCUGGAUGGUUCUGACAGAGUAGUACUGGUUAACACUUCUCUUGGUUGGCCAAAUGGGUUAGCCUUGGAUUAUGAUGAAGGCACAAUAUACUGGGGAGAUGCCAAAACAGACAAAAUUGAGGUUAUGAACACGGAUGGCACUGGAAGGCGAGUGCUUGUGGAAGACAAGAUCCCUCACAUAUUCGGGUUCACGUUGCUGGGAAACUACGUUUACUGGACUGACUGGCAGAGGCGCAGCAUCGAGAGGGUCCACAAGCAAAGUGCAGAGAGGGAAAUCAUCAUAGACCAGUUGCCUGACCUGAUGGGGCUAAAGGCCACCAAUGUUCACCGUGUCAUUGGUUCCAGCCCCUGUGCUGAGGAGAACGGGGGAUGCAGCCACCUCUGUCUCUAUAGGCCCCAGGGCCUCCGCUGCGCCUGCCCCAUUGGCUUUGAGCUCCUCAGCGACAUGAAGACAUGCAUCGUCCCAGAGGCUUUCCUUCUGUUCUCACGGAGAGCAGACAUCAGACGGAUUUCUUUGGAAACAAACAAUAAUAAUGUGGCCAUUCCCCUCACUGGUGUGAAAGAAGCUUCUGCUCUGGAUUUUGAUGUGACAGACAACCGUAUUUAUUGGACUGAUAUAUCACUCAAGACCAUCAGCAGGGCUUUUAUGAACGGCAGUGCACUGGAGCACGUUGUGGAAUUCGGCUUAGAUUACCCAGAAGGCAUGGCAGUGGACUGGCUUGGGAAGAACUUGUACUGGGCAGACACAGGGACUAAUCGAAUCGAGGUGUCAAAGCUGGAUGGGCAGCACCGGCAAGUCUUAGUGUGGAAAGACCUGGACAGCCCCAGGGCGCUUGCGCUGGAUCCUGCUGAAGGAUUUAUGUACUGGACCGAGUGGGGUGGAAAACCUAAGAUAGACAGAGCUGCUAUGGAUGGAAGUGAACGGACCACGUUAGUUCCAAAUGUGGGGCGGGCCAAUGGCCUAACUAUUGACUAUGAAAAGAGGCUUUACUGGACAGACCUGGACACCAACUUAAUAGAGUCUUCAAAUAUGCUUGGACUCAACCGUGAAGUGAUAGCAGAUGACUUGCCUCAUCCUUUUGGCUUAACUCAGUACCAAGAUUACAUCUACUGGACAGACUGGAGCCGACGCAGCAUUGAGCGAGCCAACAAAACCAGUGGCCAAAACCGCACCAUCAUUCAGGGCCACUUGGAUUACGUGAUGGACAUCCUCGUCUUCCACUCUUCUCGGCAGGCAGGGUGGAAUGAGUGUGCUUCCAGCAACGGGCACUGCUCCCACCUCUGCUUGGCUGUGCCAGUUGGAGGUUUUGUUUGUGGGUGCCCUGCCCACUACUCCCUGAAUGCCGACAACAGGACCUGUAGUGCUCCCACCACGUUCCUGCUCUUCAGUCAGAAGAGUGCCAUCAACCGCAUGGUGAUUGAUGAACAACAGAGUCCUGACAUCAUUCUUCCUAUCCACAGCCUUCGGAAUGUCCGGGCCAUUGACUAUGACCCACUGGACAAGCAGCUCUAUUGGAUUGACUCACGACAAAACAUGAUCCGAAAGGCACAAGAAGAUGGUGGCCAGGGCUUUACUGUGGUUGUGAGCUCAGUUCCAAAUCAGAACCUAGAAAUACAACCCUAUGACCUCAGCAUUGAUAUUUAUAGCCGCUACAUCUAUUGGACUUGUGAGGCUACCAAUGUCAUUACCGUUACAAAAUUAGAUGGAAAGUCAAUUGGAGUGGUGCUAAAAGGCGAGCAGGACAGACCUCGAGCCAUUGUGGUAAACCCAGAGAAAGGGUACAUGUAUUUUACCAAUCUUCAGGAACGAUCUCCCAAAAUUGAGCGGGCUGCUUUGGAUGGAACGGAACGGGAGGUUCUCUUCUUCAGUGGCUUAAGUAAGCCAAUCGCGUUGGCUCUUGACAGCAGGUUAGGCAAACUCUUCUGGGCUGAUUCCGAUCUCCGUCGGAUCGAAAGCAGUGAUCUCUCAGGUGCCAACAGGAUAGUGUUAGAAGACUCUAACAUCUUGCAGCCCGUGGGGCUGACCGUGUUUGAAAAUUGGCUCUACUGGAUUGAUAAGCAGCAGCAAAUGAUUGAGAAAAUUGAUAUGACAGGCCGAGAAGGCAGGACCAAAGUCCAGGCUCGAAUCGCCCAGCUUAGUGAUAUUCACGCAGUAAAGGAGCUGAACCUUCAGGAAUACAGGCAGCACCCUUGUGCUCAGGAUAAUGGUGGCUGUUCGCAUAUCUGUCUUGUGAAAGGUGAUGGCACUACAAGGUGCUCAUGCCCCAUGCACCUGGUUCUGCUUCAGGAUGAGCUGUCAUGUGGAGAGCCCCCAACAUGCUCUCCUCAGCAGUUUACUUGUGUCACUGGGGAAAUUGACUGCAUCCCUGUGGCUUGGCGGUGUGAUGGCUUUACUGAGUGUGAAGACCACAGUGAUGAACUCAAUUGUCCUGUGUGCUCAGAGUCCCAGUUCCAGUGUGCCAGUGGGCAGUGCAUUGACGGUGCUCUGCGAUGCAAUGGAGAUGCAAACUGCCAGGAUAAAUCAGAUGAGAAGAACUGCGAAGUGCUUUGUUUAAUCGACCAGUUCCGCUGUGCCAAUGGUCAGUGCAUCGGGAAGCACAAGAAGUGUGACCACAGUGUGGACUGCAGUGACAAAUCCGAUGAGCUGGAGUGCUAUCCAACUGAAGAGCCAGCACCACAGGCCACCAGCACAGUCGGUUCAGUUAUUGGAGUAAUUGUCACCAUUUUUGUGUCUGGAACUGUAUACUUUAUCUGUCAGAGGAUGCUGUGCCCACGUAUGAAGGGUGAUGGGGAAUCUAUGACUAAUGACUACGUGGUUCACGGACCGGCCUCUGUGCCCCUCGGUUACGUGCCACACCCCAGUUCUCUGUCAGGAUCUCUUCCAGGAAUGUCUCGAGGCAAGUCAGUGAUCAGCUCUCUCAGCAUCAUGGGGGGAAGCAGUGGCCCCCCCUACGAUCGUGCGCACGUCACAGGAGCAUCAUCAAGCAGUUCUUCGAGCACCAAAGGCCCCUACUUCCCCGCAAUUUUGAACCCUCCACCAUCCCCUGCCACAGAGCGAUCCCACUACACUAUGGAAUUCGGUUACUCUUCAAACAGCCCCUCCACUCACAGGUCAUACAGCUACAGGCCAUACAGCUACCGCCACUUUGCACCCCCCACCACUCCCUGCAGCACAGAUGUUUGUGACAGUGACUAUGCACCCAGCCGGCGAAUGACCUCAGUGGCAACAGCCAAGGGCUACACCAGUGACUUGAACUAUGACUCAGAGCCUGUGCCCCCACCCCCCACACCCCGAAGCCAGUACUUGUCAGCGGAGGAGAACUAUGAGAGCUGUCCCCCUUCUCCAUACACAGAGCGGAGCUACUCCCACCACCUGUACCCUCCGCCACCCUCUCCCUGCACGGACUCCUCCUGAGGAGGGUCCCUCCUCCUCUGAGCGCCUCCGCCGAGAGCUGUAAAUACACAUCUGGUCGAGGUCUGCAGGGGGGGAGGGAGCCCUAGUGGGGGGAGGCAGACCGUGUACAGUUGCCGUUAUAAAGGGAGGGAGGACUGGAGAUAUUUGUGCAGAGAGAAGGGUAUUUAUAUAUUUUCUUAAAACAGCACAUCUGCUGCUUGUGCCAUAAAAGUUUGUGUAAAAAAUAAAUUUGUACUAAAAGUUUUAUUUUUGCAAACUAAAUACACAAAGCAUGCCUUAAACCCAGUGAAGUGACUGAGUACAGAGGAAACGAGUUGCAAAGGCAUCACUGCCAGGAAUGUCUGGGCUUUACUGAUACCAAAAAUAAAGAGAAGAGAAGAAACUGAGUCCACCUCAGAGCAGCAAACCAUAGACACUUGCAAGUAGCCAAAUAGCUUCAGGUUACUGAGAGCUCAUGAAACAGAAGACCAAGAAUUAAAACUAACUAUGGACGACAAAGGGCUCUGUUUUCUCUAGGAAUCUAGCUGCUUAGCCAGGAAGACAGGGUACUUCCAGAAAUUGUCCUGGGCUUGCCAAGAAGGGCAGACCCCACUCUGGAAGGUGUGUGGGGCCAUGGGCAGGCCUUCCGCCCUGCCCCAGAGCCCACACCUCCAUUAGAGUAAUGGCUAGGUGUUUUCACCCUGCACCUCCCCAGCAGCUGUGCCAAGAGACCAAGGCUUCUUCCAGUCUUUUAGCUGAGAAAUUGAUUAAAUGGAAUUUUCUCAGUAGACUUUGCUUUGAAUAUGUCUACUAGUGCCAUUCUCCAGUGGGCUUAGCUCCUCAGUCUGACCACUGCUUUUGGGUAAUGAUCAAAAGUCAGCCCUAUUGUUGGUCGUCUUUACUGCCACGGUGGUUUUAAUGCUCAUUAAAACAUCUUUCACAGCACAUAGACGAUGUUAGGAAUUAAAGGUCUAACCGGUACGUUUUGUUGUAAAUUAACCAUAUAUCCUUGCAAUGCUUUCAGCAUAUAUCACAAUAGGAAAUCAUUUUAUGUUUAAUUUUUGAGCAAAGCAUUUAAGCACGUUCUGGUUAGAGACAAUAUAUUAAAAGAGAAUGUUUUGUUGCUAGGGUCUCCCUAUAUUAAUUGUUUGUGACGUUUUCUUCAGACCGGUACCGGUUUCUCUCAGAAUGAUGUUGCACACAUACCUCUUGUAACUCUUGACACGAGUUUAAUCUUCCUGUUGUCCACUGUGAAUGUCAGGUGGUUUUCAAAGUACCCACAAGUUAUUCUCCUAAUCACAUUAUGCAUUUUAUGUGUGUUCGCUCUUGUCCCUUUAUGGAUUAAGAUAACUGAACAGAAUUAACAAUGACAAUUCAAUGAGAAGGCACCGUGAACUUCUCAGCUGUCAGACCCUGGGAGGAGGGGAAGGAUGGAAGCUUCUUGUAAUCUGCCUGACCGGCUGUGGUGUACAGUACUGGGGCUGACCUAUGUGACCUGUGGACACUUCUAACAUUGUUCUGUCACCUUGCCAGAAGUUAGCUGCCUGCUUUUUAUACAUGUCUACCACUUUGCAACUAAAAUCCAAUGUGUUUGGGGCUAAUGUGCUUUCACUUUAACAGGUGUUAGCUAUUUACUCUUUUUUUUUUUUUUUAAAUUCUGUCUUGGUGAGGCCUCUUUCGGCUUCAGAGCCUAAGAGAAAAGAACAGAAGAAAGGAUUAAGAAUUUGGGCAGAAGUGAAGUAACUUUUUAAGCAGUUAAAACACAUGAGUAAAUGUUUUAAAGAGAAAAAUGUGGUUUCAGAGUAAUGCUCAGAUUGCUGCGGGGGGGAGGCAGCUUCUGAGAACAGGGCACGCUGGCUUUGCAUGGCGGAUUCAUCACUGCCAUCAUUUCAGUCAGGCAAGCAUGAGCUCUUCCUGUUGGUGGAACAAAAAGAGUGUAUAGGCCAAGACGAAAUGGACAUUGACCUUGGUUCUGUGGCACAGGGUACUGGAUGCUUGAAUGGAGAAGGAGAGAUUAGCAGUAACUGGGUAUCAGUUAGCAUCUGAGAACUCUUGUGUGUUUACAUUUCUAGUGUGCAUCUUUGCUGGGCUUCCUGUGCGGAAACUUGCACUGUCCUGAACUAGGAAGAAUACUGCCUUGCUUUGACCUCAGUCCACAUGCUGUACUGCGAUGGCAGUGGGCUCUUGCAGAAUACUAACCUGUGUGCCUGUUUGUUUGGAAUUACCUGAUGGUGGUUCAGCACAGCCUCAGUAUCCUCUUUCUGGGCUAGAGGGGAUGGGUUCUUACAUCUCUGAGAGGAUUGUCAAGUUGGGGAAAGAUUUCUUGGUCCUCAGGUUGCACGGACAGUUAAGCUGAAGAAAAAUCUAUCUUGGUGAUUGAACUCAGAGCUUUAAUUGGAAAACUGAGAAGAGAAAAGAAGCAUCUGAGACCCCAGUCAGUGGAAAACCACAAAAGGAGCUUUAAAUUCUGUGUAGUGCUAGGUUAUUCAUUUAACAGGAAGAUAACAAAAGUCCACUGGAUUCCUUAAUACAGGAGUAUCUCUUGAACGUGUCUUUUUUUUAGAUUAAUAUGCAUUUCUUUUAUUUAUUUUUAUUCAUAUAUUCACAUGUGCUUACAUUGGGUCAUUUCUCCCCCCUUACCCCACCCUCUCCCCUUUGAACGUAUGUCUUGCAGUGUGCCUACUUGCUGAUAGGGUUAAGAUCAGCUGAGCAGUGACUGACAGAAUGUACUGUGUGCACUGGAGUGCUCUUUUUAGCUAAGUUUCUGGACGUGGCUCCUUCAGUGCCCUCAUCCUCCUUACAGUCCACAGGGUUCUGCUUGAGUCAGCCACAGCAGACAGUUGGUGGGUACACUUCUCUCACGGUUCUUUUCUUCCCUGAAAUUUCAUUAUACUUUGCCACUUGUUGGCACUCUAAUACAGCACGUAUCACAAGAUGCUUUCUGCUUAGAAAAGAUUCUGUAGUCAUUUUAGUUUUACUCUAAAAUACUCUGAUUACCACCAAGAGAUACUUGAUCAUUUAAUAUAAAAGUAAAUGGAGUACAAUUGUUCCAGAGACAUUAUAGGUAUUUAGAAAAGAAGUUGUUACUUAAAGUACAUUUUCAUUUGAUAGAGGCCUAUAAUUUUUGGGAGAAAGAGCUUUGAGCAGGAAAAUUUUAAAAUGACUGAGGGCCGGUAUUCAUUAUUCUAAAAUACCCUGAAGUUAAGCCAGGCAUUUGGUGACACAUACCUCUAAUCCUAGCACUUGGGAGGCUGAGGCAGGAGGAUCAUGAGUUCAAGGCCAUCCUGGGCUUCAUAGUGGAUUCAAGGGCAGACUGGGCUGUAUCACAAAAACAAACAAAAAACACCAAAUACCCUAAAGUCAGUAAUUAGUGUAAGGACAGCUCAUUCAAUAUUUAAGUUGCAAAAAUGACUGAAUGACUGUUGUAGGCAGCAGUCAGCUUGGGGGUGCGUCUUUUUCACUUGAUGUAAAGGCACAUUUAAUGCAGACUAUUUCAAGUAGGGUUUGAACCUGUGGCUUACCUAGCUCUAAUGAGAUGUGUGUGUUUGUGUGACCGACACCAACAGUCAUGAAAGAGAACUGCAGCCUGCAAGCCUGCUCCUUGCAGGAGGCGGCUGCUCAGAUCAUUCCUUGCUUAGAUCAGAGUCAGGAAUGCAGUUCUUUAAAUCAUUUUGUUUCUUGCAGGGAAAACCUUGUACAAUUCAGAAACAAAAAUGUUGGGCGUUUCACACCCCAUAUAAUUAAUUUUCAGUGCUUACAUGGAUCUGUGGUACCCAUAGCUCGAUGACUGUGGACAUGAGUGCAUUUCUAUCAGUUGGUUGACCAGUAUUUGGAGACACUGAAAUGAAGCUGUUUCUUAGGUGUGGACAUGGACUGGAGUUCCUUUACUUAUCCUUAUCUCAAGCAUGAUUUUUGGAAGUGCUGGUAACAAAUGUAUGCUUUCUGACUUCUGGGAUGACAUCAUUUUGUAAUGUCUCAAAAUUUGGCUUUUGAAAUUCUCAGAGUUUUAGAGUAAAUGAUGGCUCUCAGAUAUAAAAUUACACAUUUAUAGUAAAAAAAAUUUUUUUCUGAGCCUGUAACCCUAGCUAUUCCAAAGGCUGAUAUCAGGAGGAUUAUGGAUUGAGGCCAGCCCAGGCAAAAUGUUCAUGAAGCCCCCAUCUCAACCAAUAAAUGGGCACAGCAGCACACACAUGUCACCCCAGCUAUGUUCUCACAAAUAGGAGAACAAAUAGGAGCUAUUGGUUCUCACAAAUAGGACAACAUGGUCUGGCCUUCCUGGUCAAAAAGUGAGAACCUAUCUCAAAGAUUACCAACAUGAAUAGGGAUGGGGGCAUGCCUAGAGUGGUAACAGAGCCUAUCUAGCAAGAUUGAGGAGGUCUUGAGUUCAACUCCCAGUACCACCAGAUUUUUUUUUUAAUUACAAGCAUUGUGAAUUCACAGUCUCUAGAUAUUUUUGCUUGACCUGAUUUCAUGCCUCAUUAGAUUAAAUCUGUACUUGAGCACAGAGAGAGGGAGGGAGGUUGUUGGUUUGUCUUAAUGACUUAGACUCAAGUGACUCACUGUACCCUCACCUCCUUCAGAUGAGGUUACCUUUGACCAUUUCUUUAAGGUAUUUGACAACCAUUCCUAAUUUUACUACUAAAAAGAAACUCCUCAGGACUUUUAUGGAACUACCAAGUGAUAUCUUAUGCUUAGAAGUGGAAUAUGGGCCUAAUAUAAACUAGCCUUUAGACUUUCCAGAAGUUAACAGUGAAGAAUUCCAGCUUGCUUCUGCUUAACUGACCAUUUAGGUGUUUUAGAGUCAAACAGAAGAAGGUUGGGAGGUGGAGCUACAUACAUAUAUUUCUGUCAGUGCCUCUGUGUGGAUAAAGGAAAGAAAGGGAGGGUGAAGAGAUCAGCACUAAGGAAGUCAGUUACCUGGUGGUGAGAGGGAUGUAAGAACAGGAAAGCGGAUACUGCAGAGCACGGACUGGACUGGUCUUACUUGCAAGUGAAGGAUCUGGUGCUGCUUUCAGAUGUUUGUCCUUUAUGUCUUUAAAUGGUUCCUUAAGCUUUAAUCCUCGUCCCUGUCUUAGAGUCAGCUGGCGUUCCUGUCCAUCCACUUUGGUACGAUGUUGCGUUGCAAGGAUGUAUUUAUACUAUGAUGGCCAACAUUUGGUCAGUCCUCGUCCACUUAUUUGCCUCCCACUUUUUGUAAAAUAAGUGCUUUAAUUAUAAACUGUAUAAAAAACCUUGUAUAAAUCCCCCUUUUGAUUAUUACAAUAAGCUGAAUUGUAACAAAUGAAAUGUUGAUUUUUAUAAUAAAACAGUGAAAAAAUAUCAGUGUCAUUUCUUUUCAGCAAGACAUUAAAAUGACAGUCGCACUCUGUGUGGCAUGAAGAAGACUGUCAUUUUCAGAUCCC
Castor canadensis (American beaver) is the source of this 10508-nucleotide messenger RNA. It is a transcript of the gene Lrp6, whose product is annotated as LDL receptor related protein 6. Gene Ontology annotation, molecular function: Wnt receptor activity; Wnt-protein binding. The record is from RefSeq and is a predicted model, not a curated record. Lineage: Eukaryota; Metazoa; Chordata; Mammalia; Rodentia; Castoridae. Gene Ontology annotation, biological process: canonical Wnt signaling pathway; nervous system development.